This is a messenger RNA of Aspergillus japonicus CBS 114.51, 1893 nucleotides long. Its product is annotated as DUF3723 domain-containing protein. The coding region runs from base 1 to 1893 and encodes 630 amino acids. The record is from RefSeq and is a predicted model, not a curated record. The transcript is spliced from 5 exons. NCBI's taxonomy places the organism in Eukaryota, Fungi, Ascomycota, Eurotiomycetes, Eurotiales, Aspergillaceae.
AUGCAGCAAGAUUGGCUCACAACCAGAGAAGUGCACGUGGCCACUGAGCGUCGACUGAAGUACCAAGCCUUGGAGCGGCUGAAAAUAGAUAAACUCAAACAGACUUGGAAGGAAGACGGCUGCCGGAGGCUUGAUGCCGAGAACUAUAUCCCGGCCCUGGCCUCCAGCGAAGCCAUCUCUCAAGCAUUAGCCAGAAUUGGGAUGACCCCAGAAUGUUUCAAGAACAAUCGAACAAACCAUUUACCUUCAAUGACAUUCGAUCCUAACCAGAUCAAGGGUCUUCAUGGACGCCAUCGGAUUUACGCGGCCGCUGAUUUUCUGGCUCCAGCCGAUAAGUGGUGGGUCGUGGAUAUCUAUCUGGAUGAUGUUGACGAUGCUCUAAGGGAUCACCUAGUUGAAGAGUACGAUCUUAACCGAGAACAUACAGAUGGGUAUAUCUAUCGCAAAAUCCGUCAAUUUGACGAUGACCAUGCUAUUGGGACAAGGUGGAAGGCCCAUUUAUCAUCAUCUAAUCGCCAACGCUGGGAGCAAAUUAUCAAUAACAACUGGCUUCGAAAAGCCUUCGACGAGCUACUGGAUAUCCCAGGUCUCUGGAUAGACGGGAUGAGGCUGAGUAUGGUACAUAGACUAGUCGCAAUCAGUUGCCCGGAGGAAAUUUGUGCUUACUUGAACCAUGUCCACCGCUUCUGGUCCUCACUGGUUAAUGAUGACACAGACGCAAAGAAAUGUAUCGAUCAGAAAACAAUCAAGAAGCUUGAAUUACUCGCGCCCGGCACAUCUCCCGAUGAUGCUAAGUCCGCACAACAAGUGAUUUUGACUGGUCAAGUAUUUCCCGAUUUCGACGAAGACAGGAGGACAGAAAUAUGGGACCGACUCAAGGGAUUCAAAGGUCUCAUACCUUCACUGCGCACAUUUUUUGAGGAUUUUAAGUACCUGGAAAGUUGUGCCUACUGCCUCAAGCGACUGGUAGGUCCAUCUGAGGUAUCUAUUCAUCAAGCAUUGAAACAAAUAUUCAUUGUGGCUUCGGAUACUACAAACGAUUAUCUUAUUCAAAUUGCCGAGUACGAGUAUCGGAAAGUGCACAUGGUGAGUGCUCAGCAAUUCAAUUUCGCAUACUGCCAGCUCUGGCUGUAUGCUAUGAGACAUUACCCUUUGAUGCCGCCCGAUCCGAAGAAACAGAACCAUCAUUUAGCCAAACCAAAACUUGCUCCAGCCGACCAGCACGCCAUCUAUAACAUGGCUCAGCUUGCCCAUCGUUUGGGUUUCAGAUCGACCGAGGUUAACACAAUAAUUGAUGCCUCCCCGGACCAUCAAAUCGCGCGCACCGCAUUACUUCAAGCUCGGAAACCUGACCGGUAUCGUUACGAUGCUGACACUUUUGAGAGCCUGAUUGAUCGACUUGUGGAAUGUUUUGCGACCGCUAGACCUGCUUGCGAGACAGCAACACAACCUACUUUAAGCAAACCCGUAAAAGCCCAAGCUCGCUGUGGUCUGCCAAAACUGCAAGCCCAGGAACAUGACAAAUCAACUUUAUUCUUGCCAUCCUUUAUUGAUGAGUUCCCUAAGACGAACCAUGUGACUUCUUGGUUUGUCCGCCGCUGUGUCUUCGGUGCCUUUCUCGGAGCAAACCUGACGCCUCUCGAAGAUGGCUUCCAGAAUAUCCUGUCUGGAUUACUAAUCAGCCCAUCACCCCGAACCGCCAACCCAUUAUUUCCGCAGAUCGAGACCCUCAGAAGCGGACCCAGUCUAGAUGGCCUCGAGACAUCGACUCUUCAACAUCAUCGCCUCAGUCUUUCCAAUCGCUGGAUAUCAACCCAGAAGUCGGGAACUCUCAAAUCUCGUAUUACGAACACAAAUUUCGAACGGAAGAUCAAAAUUUCUAUGAGUUCUUGA